Messenger RNA from Harpia harpyja (harpy eagle), 6963 nucleotides. It is a transcript of the gene ASPH, whose product is annotated as aspartate beta-hydroxylase. Lineage: Eukaryota; Metazoa; Chordata; Aves; Accipitriformes; Accipitridae. Gene Ontology annotation, cellular component: membrane; endoplasmic reticulum. Gene Ontology annotation, molecular function: protein binding; peptidyl-aspartic acid 3-dioxygenase activity. The transcript has 28 exons. Gene Ontology annotation, biological process: peptidyl-aspartic acid hydroxylation. The record is from RefSeq and is a predicted model, not a curated record. Bases 315 to 2816 code for a protein of 833 amino acids.
AGGGGAGGGGAAAGGAUCAACUACCCAGGAUGCUUUGUUAGGAGGAGUAAGUGAAUUUGAUUGUCGUCAGAACUAGAUUGCCAUAUGAGUUCUGAAAAGCGUUUGGCUCCUGAGGAUAACUGUUCUAAAAAUAGAUUCGGAGGACAGGUUUCUCUUGGGUCCAGUUUCGGGUUCCAGCUGAGCUGGCUUUAGGAAACUUGUUUGCUCCUGUUGCAAGACUACAGUGAGGAUAAAUUGCUUCUUAUUCUGCCUUCAACAUUAAUUUUUGGAGAUAUCGACACACUCGCUCUGUCUGGAAAUCGAGCACUAAUGUUAUGGCUGACGACACAGAGACUAAGCAUGGAGGAAGCAAGAAUGGAAAGAAAGAAGGCCUCUCUGGAAGCUCGUUUUUCACCUGGUUUAUGGUAAUUGCUUUGCUGGGAGUUUGGACGUCAGUAGCAGUUGUCUGGUUUGAACUUGUAGAUUAUGAAGAAGUUCUAGCCAAAGCAAAGGAUUUCCGUUAUAACUUGUCAGAGGUCCUACAAGGCAAGCUUGGGAUAUAUGAUGCUGAUGGAGAUGGAGAUUUUGAUGUGGAAGAUGCUAAAGUAUUGCUAGGCCUGACCAAAGAUGGCAGUAAUGAAAAUAUUGAUUCCCUUGAGGAAGUCCUUAAUAUUUUAGCAGAGGAAAGCUCUGAUUGGUUUUAUGGCUUUCUCUCAUUUCUCUAUGAUGUAUUGACUCCUUUUGAAAUACUAGAAGAAGAAGAGAGCGAAGCUGCAGAUGAUGUUGAUGGCCUUAAAGAAAGAUCUGUCCCAGCACAGCCAACAUCACCAGAAUCUGAGGAGACCAUCCAGCCUGCUGAGAAGUCAUAUGUCGAAUCAGAGCACAAGAAUGCUGAUGUAGAAUUGGAAGAGGAAAUUCAGUCUGUUCUUCAGGAAGCUCUCCAUUCCCAGCCUGGAGGGAGACAUGAAGAUGUAGAUGAAAGUGUAAAUGACCAGUGGCAAGUGAAGGAAGAAAUACAUGGAGAAACUUUUGAAACUCCUACAACAGAUGACUUGCUCAGAGAAUUAGAGAAUGAAAUGCCAGAAGCAUAUGAGACACCAGACUCCGUUCAGAAAGAUGCUGAUCUUUUGGCAGAUGAUCUUCAAGCAAUGGAGCCUGAACCAUAUGAAGCUCCAGUUUCAUAUGAACAUGAUAUGGAUGUGGAAAAGACAGUAAGUGAUCCAGAAGCUCCAGGUGAUUCUGACCUAAUGCUAGAAGAUGCUACGGAACAUUACACAGAGGAUAGAGUGCAUGGUGAUUAUAAUGAAGACCAUGAACCAAAACAUGAAAAGAAGACUGAGACUCAAGAUACAGCUGUUGAGGACCUUCUGGAGGAGGUGAAUGAAGCCACAGAGCCAGAAAGUAAGCAUACAGAAGAUGUUGUGUCCACUGAACCAGAGGAAUCAGAAAUGCCUGUUCAAGCUGAGGAUUAUUCAAAUGAUGAUCUAGUGGGGAAAAGUGAAAAAGAAACUGAACAAGACAAAACAGAAAAAGCUAAAAAGAAGAAGAAACCAAAGCUCUUAAACAAGUUUGAUAAGACCAUUAAAGCUGAACUAGAUGCUGCAGAAAAACUACGUAAAAAAGGAAAAGUUGAAGAAGCUCUAAGGGCCUUUGAAGCAUUAGUGAAUCAAUAUCCACAGAGUCCUCGAGCAAGAUACGGGAAAGCACAGUCUGAAGAUGACUUAGCUGAGAAAAUGAGAAGUAAUGAGAUGCUGCAAAAAGCUAUCAACACCUAUGAUGAGGUGGUUAGUCUGCCAAAUGUCCCUUCAGAUCUGAUAAAACUGAGCUUGAAACGAGAAGCAGACAGGCAACAGUUUCUUGGUCGCAUGAGGGGUUCCCUGGUUACUCUACAGAAGUUAGUUCAUCUGUUUCCCAGUGAUACUUCAUUCAAGAAUGACCUUGGUGUUGGUUACCUCUUGAUAGGAGAUAACAGCAAUGCCAAGAAAGUAUAUGAAGAGGUUCUAAGCCUGGCUCCAAAUGAUGGCUUUGCCAAAGUACAUUAUGGCUUCAUCCUGAAGGCAGAAAACAAGAUAGCAGAGAGCAUACCCUAUCUAAAGGAAGGACUAGAGUCUGGUGACCCUGGCACAAAUGAUGGACGCUUUUAUUUUCAUCUGGGUGAUGCCUUGCAGAGAAUGGGAGACAAAGAGGCAUACAAGUGGUAUGAACUUGGAUACCAAAGAGGUCACUUUGCAUCAGUUUGGCAACGCUCCCUCUACAAUGUCAAGGGACUGAAAGCUCAACCUUGGUGGACAGCAAGGGAAACUGGUUAUACGGAACUGGUGAAGUCCUUAGAAAAAAAUUGGAAGCUCAUUCGGGAUGAGGGGCUUGCUGUGAUGGAUAAAAAAAGAAGCCUCUUCCUGCCUGAAGAUGAGAAUCUACGAGAAAAAGGAGACUGGAGCCAGUUUACCUUAUGGCAACAAGGAAGAAAAAAUGAGAAUGCUUGUAAAAGUGUUCCAAAAACAUGUGCUUUAUUGGAAAGAUUCCCGGAAGCUACUGGCUGCAGAAGAGGGCAGAUCAAAUAUUCUAUCAUGCACCCAGGGACUCACGUCUGGCCCCACACAGGGCCCACCAAUUGUCGGCUAAGGAUGCAUUUGGGGUUGGUGAUACCUAAGGAAGGCUGCAGAAUUCGGUGUGCCCAAGAGAACAGAACCUGGGAAGAAGGGAAAGUUCUUAUUUUUGAUGACUCUUUCGAACAUGAAGUAUGGCAGGAUGCUGAAAAUUAUCGCCUGAUAUUCAUUGUGGAUGUGUGGCACCCUGAGUUAACAGCACAACAGAGACGCACCCUUCCUGCUAUUUAAGGGGUUCCUUCUGCUGAGCGGAGCAGAGGAGCUUUAACCCCUUUGGAGUACACAAAUAGGAUUAAUUUAUCCAGCAUACUAAGAAUACAAGUGUUGUAAGAUUUAGAAGAGAUCAGGACAGCAUUCUGCAAUCACAGAGGACUGGAUAUAAAAAAAGGAAAAAAAGAAGAAGAAGAAAAAAAAAAAGCCAUGUUUUGUUUCAUACUGAUACAGCACUGAUAUGUAUUGUUUUUCCAGCUGCAAGUUUGAAAAUACAAAUCUUGUCAGCCAAAGAGCAAUAGGUCUGGAUUUUCAAACUGAGGAAUGUGCAGAUGGUUUUGCCAUGCCUAUAUUAUGCGUACAACAUCAGUCAGUCAGUCACCUGCCCGACCAUGUUCAGGCACAAGAUGUGCGAUUCUACAUCUGGGAAAUACUUCCCAGGCUUUUAUCUGGGAAGUAACAUGCAAGGUAUUUACAAACAUAUGCACACAGCCAACUUUGAAAAUCAGUAUGCAGUUGUAAUGUUAGCUGCUUUAGGCAUAGAACAUGUCCCUAUGUUAUCCACUGUAGAUAAUGUGAAUGGGUUCUAUGUGUUUUGUAUUUUUUUCUACCUGAGUAACUGUAUUUUUCUAGCAUAAUUAUGAACAAAUCUUCUUUAAUCAACCACUAUUUUUUAAAAAACAUUAUCUAUAUAAGUGCAUCUCUAGCUAUCAGCAGAAGGAAAACACUAUAGAUGAACAGAUUUCAUUUUUGCCAAGUGUGGCCUUCUCUUGCCUUCCUGGAAAUGCAAACAGAAACUUGCAUAAUCAGCUGCUUAGUGAAGCUUUGUUCUUCUAAAACAAAAUAGUUUCUUAGUUAGCAGGCAACCUUCAGUUUGAUGAUGUGAUUUUGGAAGAUGUUGAGCAAAUGUGACAUCUGUAGGCUCUGAUCUUAAAGUGCUUGACAGUUCUUAGGAUUGUAUGGUGAACUGCUGUUUCUCCUAUCAUUACAAAAGCUUGUGUUGUGAUACUCGUUUUCUACCCAGCAAGGGUCUGGGGCACCUCCUUCCAGGGGCUCCUUCUAGGCUGCCCUUGGGUGGUCAUUCAGCAGAAAAAAAUAUAUGAAGAAUUUCUUGUGCUUUGGGCAGAAGGACAAGGUCUAACUUGGUUUCCUGCCAGAAAGCAGAGCAGACAGAGAGCUUCAGGUUAUUAACGUGUGUUAACUUCUGCUGCCAGCAUCCUACAGAGUGCUAGAAUGAUCCUUUAAUUGACCUAAUGGUGUUUUCCUUGUCUUGAAAUGUAUGACAUAAUGCUGAGGUAGUCUCAUCCCAGUACUGUUUACAGUAUGCUCUGUAUUUGCCAUGCAGAAUUUACUAUAUGGUAAAAAGGCCUAUUUUUAAGAAAGAAAACUGGUUGGAUGUUUAAGCAGUUGGCUGGUCUUUUGGGUCUGUACUGUUUAAUGGGAAAUGGAGGGUGCAGGACCCUCCACCUGUUAACUAAUAAGAACACUAACAGGAAAUAGAGACCUGAGGUUGCACUGUUGAUGUUUAUGGCUGGCUGUUAUCUACUUGCCCGCAAAACCAGCUGGGUGUGGAUAGGUGUGCUAGGAUGCUCAGGGCUUGUCAAGGGCAGUGGCAUCAUUACCAAGGGCUGUGAGAGACAAACACUAAGCAAGGAGAGACUGAGGUUACUUAAUCUCCACAGCUUUGGCUUUGUUGUCCAAAAGACACUGAACAGUCAUCUUAUUUGUUUAACGCUCAGUGGUUUUGUACUACAGAGACUACAACACGGUACCUAAGUAUCAUGACCAGAAUCCCACAUUUGCUGAAGCAAAAUACAGAUAAGAGCUUUGCAUUCCCAUAAACUGAAUGCUUUUCAGAUUUUGUAUUUUACUAGGUAAUUAAAUCUUGUAAUGCCAUGUAACACAUGGUGAUUGCACCAUAAAUUAGUGUAACCAGUUUCUGGAGGUGUGCACUUUAAUUUCCUUUUUGACUGUUAAACUGAUAAACCCUCUCUGAUCAAGAGUCAGUUUUAGACAGCUAUGAUAAUUAGCCUUUAAUGUGUUGUCUGUAUCAAAAAUAACACUGAGACUAUACAUAAUAUACAAGAAAGUAACAGUUCUCAAUUAAUCAUCAUGAAAACUGAAAAGAUUUUUAAGUUUCACGCUUAAGAAAAUAUAAGCUUUAGGAGAAUCAUGCAAAACUGGAAAUAAGGUACUUGUUAUUGGGGGGGUCAUAGUAAGAAUUUUUUUAAAUCUCUUGGUGGUGUUUAGUCAGAAGCUAUAAUUUCUAUCUUUGUAAAGUGAUCGAGCAGUACAAAUUAUAAACUAUUUUGUAAUUCUCUAAAAUAAAGACAUAGUUUGUAAUGAAGGAAUCAAGAACUGUUUAAACCAAAAUUUGUGGUUUAAGUGUAUUUUUAUUAAUGUUGCAUUUUAGUUUCUAUAGCUCAGAGUAAAUACUAAAGGAGUGGUAAAAGCUUUGGAGCUUUAUUUAUGAAAAUCCAUGCCAUUCUUCAGAUUGUUUCAUUGUUCCUUUGAAGGCUCAUACUUUAUCUUUUCUGAUUGCGAUUGGCAAAUAGAUAAAAGUAAUCUACCCAAGAUGUGUGUAUGCGCUGGAGUAGCACUGUUUAUUAAAUUGUGUGGUCAUAUAUUGGCCAGUUAAAAUCUUAAGUGCCUUGAAUAUGGCAAGGUGUAUUAUAAAUAGCUCCUGCAACACUGGAGUGAAUCUACUCUAUGCCUACCUGUCAAGGAGCUGAGAACAUAUCUUUUUUUUUUAGGUACAGCUACUGGAUUAGCUAUAUACAUGGGGAGGAUAUAUAUAGCAAACCACAGAAAUUAUGCAGUGAAUAAGUGGUAUAUUAUUUUUGGUGUUCCUGUUUGCCAGCUGGUAUUUCAUCUUGAAAAAGCUUUUCAACAUUGGAAAUGCCAAUGGAAGAAUUGAAUGGAAAUAUUUUUUAAAUGGAGAACCAUUGCAAUUUAAUUUUCUUUUUCUUUAGACUUAUUUACAGAGGGAAAUGACAAAAAAGGACAAUUUACUCUCCUUUUUGUAAGGCAGUACGUACUCAUCAUGAUGUUAGGAGGUGGAUUCCUCCCUGCCUGUAGUUACCUUGCUUGCAAGCACAGAGUCUGUAUAAGAUCCUACAGUUAAAUACAGGCAUCAUACAGUUAUAUACAAGGCAUCAUAUGUAUUUAUUCAUGUCACAGCUAAAGAAAAUAAAUAAUUCUAAUCCUCUGCGAGGUUUAAUCCUCAAGGACUAGAUUUAAGUGAUAGUUGCACUUCUUGGGCAGAACAAGUCCUACUUGAAUGAACAGUGAUUGUAACAGGUCAUCACAAAGAUUCAAUGGCAGUGGAGGUAAGUGUAUUAACAGAGAAAAAUCGUAAACCAAAGUAUUUCUUCAUUAAUGCUGCAAUAUAAUAGCCAAUGUCUGUCUUUUUCUGUCUGUUUGAUUUUUCACUUUCUGCUUUAAGUAAGUUCUCUGUGACAAACCCAAAUGCCUGUGAGUCUUCGUGAGCCCAGGGAAGGGAAGGGAGCGGUGUCCUGUUACCAGGAGUUGCCAUCCUCGUUUUCUGUAAUAGGUGGUAAUGCCAGGGGAGGGGGAAUGGAAGAAAUCCCAAAGAUAAAUGGGUUUAGUUGUCUUAUUAGUUUAAUGUUCCUGCAAGCUUCUGUUUCUUUUUCCGACUCCUGUGUUGCCUUGCUGGGACCAUCCACUGCCUUAAAGACUUGCUGUCUUUCAUGGAGGCCAGGCUUUGUAUCAAUGACAUGCUGCUGCAGAAGAAGGUUAGUCUGAAUGAGGCUAUUCUGUACAAAUAGUAGCAGAUAAAUCCCAGGUGUGUUGAUAGGAUCUGGCAGGAUGUACUUUCUGCCCUGUGCAGGCAUGAAAAGUUGUUGUAGAUAAAGGCAGUAGUUUGUUAGUCUACCUGUUAGGGCUGACCAUGUCCAGUUGAACUAUAUCAUCGCUUCAGUGUAUCACUUAUGAAUUCAGUGGAUGUUCCAGAGGCACAUUACAAAGUCUUGUGCCCAUUAUCAUCUCAUUUUAUAUAUAUGAUUUACACUGCUACCUUUGAUAUGUUGUUGCCAACCGCUUGUUCUAGUAAAUUGUCAAUGUAUGGCAAUUUAAUUGAAGACUAAAGGUGUGUACAGUGGUUGUAACCAGUUUAGGAAAUAAAGUCGCUGCACAUGCAAUCUGAUAA